Molecule: messenger RNA, 1991 nt
Organism: Aspergillus calidoustus
Lineage: Eukaryota; Fungi; Ascomycota; Eurotiomycetes; Eurotiales; Aspergillaceae
Source: the annotation of a GenBank genome assembly
AUGACUUCUACGAGAGAAAUCGUACCCAGAAAAGAGAGGGUCUUGUUGCCCCGGGAGAUUGAAGGGAUGAUCUCGGCAGGACAGGUUAUUGUUAUCAUAGACAACAAGGUUCUCCGCCUCGACUCCUGGGUUCCGUAUCACCCAGGAGGACUCAAACCGGUCCAGCAUAUGAUUGGGAAAGACGCAACUGAUGAAUUCACGAUAUUCCACUCGGAAGAAACACGCCAAUUGAUCGACCGGUACCAAGUCGGCAGGAUCAACGGGCGUUGGCGGAACAUGCUGCCUCCAAUUCAGGGUGGUAGCUGUCGGCCAUACGCCGAAAAGUCUGCGGAAGCUCAGGAUGCAACCGCCGUGGACUACUGGCCCAAGGCAUUUCCCUCAAAAAAGUCAAAGUGCGUCGAAAACUUGGGCAUCCAACAAAGGCUCGGCAGUUUCCAUUACUUACCGCAUGAACCUUCGAAGCCAGACAACCAGAAGCUGGCGUUUCUGGAUGGUCUGUCUAGAAAUGAAAUCAUGAAUACUCUGAACAAUUACCCAGCGCUAGAUGAAGCAACACAGGUUAAAAUAACUCAGAGAUACCGCCGUCUUCAUGAUCAGAUCCGGGCAGAAGGACUCUAUAAUUGCAACUAUACGGCAUACGCUUGGGAAUUCGGACGCUGCUUGUUUCUUUUUGGAGCUAUGCUGCUCUUCCUCCGCAUCAGAUGGUUCUGCGCCAGCGCCGUAUUCCUGGGCUGUUUCUGGUCUCAGCUGGUCUUCUGCGCCCAUGACGCUGCCCAUUUGAGCAUUACUCAUAAUUUCACUAUCGAUAGCCUUAUUGGCAUGAUUAUUGCUGGCCCCAUGGGGGGGCUUUCUUUAGGCUGGUGGAAACGGAACCAUAAUGUGCACCAUAUUGUCACCAAUGCGCCGGAGCAUGAUCCUGACAACCAACAUCUUCCACUUUUGGCAGUAAGCCACAGGUUUCUGGAGGGCAUAUUUUCCACCUACUACGAGCGCCGCAUACGUUAUGGCAGAGCCGCCAGUAUGCUUGUGCCAUUUCAGGCAUAUUCAUAUUAUUUUAUCCUCAUGUUUGGCCGCUUCAAUCUGUACAUCCAAUCCUGGACAUUCCUUGCGGGGGGCCAUGGCCCGAAAAAGGGAUCGGCAUGGUGGCAUCGGUGGUUUGAGAUCGCUGGAAAUGUUCUCUUUUGGCUCUGGUUUGGAUAUGGUGUUGUCUACAAAUCCAUUCCCACCGGUUGGAGUCGGUUUUCCUUUAUUAUGAUCAGCCACAUGGUUACAUUGCCACUUCAUGUGCUGUUCACUUUGUCACACUUUGCCAUGUCUACCGCCGAUUUGGGGCCUAACGAGUCCUUCGCUCAGAAAAUGCUACGGACAACUAUGGAUGUUGAUUGUCCUGAAUGGCUAGAUUUUGCCUAUGGCGGCCUCCAAUUCCAGAUAGUACAUCAUUUAUUCCCUAGGGUGCCGCGACAUAACCUAAGGCAUACGCAAAAACUGGUACAGCAGUUCUGCACGGAAACUAACAUUCCCUACACCCUAUACGGGUUUGUUGGCAGCAAUAAAAAGGUGGUGAGUAGCUUAACUGAAGUCAGUCGGCAGGCUACCACCCUAGCCAAAUGCCAGCAGGCUAUUGCGCAGCGGGCAGCGGACUACCUGAAAGCAGAGCACGAAAGGGAGGGACUGACCAAAGAUUAUAAUCUAACCUGUGAUUGAAUCAUGAUGAGCUUCGAUGGAAGGAGGUUCUUGGGCCCGGGAUGAGACUGCCCAUGGGCGGCGGUUUAAAUCACAAUUGGGUCACUAGUCAAGCCGUGGACAAAACAUAUGUGGAUGGUAGGGUCCAGAUAGUCAUGCAAAACUUGGACGCCGUCCGGGAACAGAUAAUCUUCAGCCACCAACUACAGUGAUUUUGCCUAACUAGUAAUGUCAUUGUUAGAAAGGACCUGCCUUUUUCUCUUUUACAGUAUUAUUCAAUGAGAAAAGCUCUCGCCUUUCCAUACUAG